This is a messenger RNA of Oldenlandia corymbosa var. corymbosa, 873 nucleotides long. The record is from the annotation of a GenBank genome assembly. Lineage: Eukaryota; Viridiplantae; Streptophyta; Magnoliopsida; Gentianales; Rubiaceae.
AUGGAGGAAAUCGGGUUCUUGGGGAUGGGUAUAAUGGGUAAGGCUAUGGCGAUGAACCUGCUGCGCCAUGGAUUUAAGGUCACUGUUUGGAAUCGCACUCUCUCCAGGUGCGAUGAGUUGGUCGAGCAUGGGGCCUCUGUUGGAGAAAGCCCUGCAGCGGUAGUGAAGAAAUGCAAGUACACCAUUGGAAUGUUGUCCGACCCCCCUGCAGCUCUCUCGGUUGUGUUUGACAAAGGCGGUGUUAUUGAACAAAUUUGCAGUGGUAAAGGUUAUAUUGACAUGUCAACUGUUGAUGCUGACACGUCUUCAAAAAUCAGUGAGGCUAUUACAUCCAAGGGUGGUCAAUUUCUCGAGGCCCCAGUUUCAGGCAGUAAGAAGCCUGCUGAAGAUGGUCAGUUAGUCAUCCUUGCUGCUGGGGAGAAGUUAUUGUACGAGGCAGCUAUUCCUGCCUUUGAUGUCAUGGGAAAGAAGUCAUUUUUCUUGGGCCAAGUCGGAAAUGGAGCAAAAAUGAAACUCGUUGUAAACAUGAUCAUGGGCAGUAUGAUGAAUGCAUUUUCAGAGGGGCUUGUAUUGGCAGACAACAGUGGGCUGAGCUCUCAAACUCUUCUUGACGUGUUGGAACUUGGUGCCAUUGCCAAUCCAAUGUUCAAAAUGAAGGGACCUGCAAUGAUCCAGGGUAAUUAUACCCCCGCGUUCCCUCUGAAACAUCAGCAGAAGGACAUGAGAUUGGCUCUUGCCCUGGGGGACGAAAAUGCUGUGUCCAUGCCCAUUGCAGCUGCAGCUAACGAGGCCUUCAAGAAAGCCAGGAACGAGGGCUUAGGGGACCUGGAUUUUUCAGCUGUGCACAAAACUGUUUUGGGUGACAAACAGUGA